GAACGCUUAUCCACCCCCUCCGCGGUGAGGGGCGGGUGAGUACAGGUCCACAUGUAUAAAGCUCAUGCCUCUCAGCUUCUCUCCACACACACGCACUUCAGGACUCCAGCAGCGUCCCUGAGAGAACAUCAGCCCUGAACUUUGACUCAGAAGAACAUCUGUUCUCUUUCUUCCUCUCUCUCUCUGUUCACUCUGCGGUGUGAUGAUGAGGCGGCUCUCUCUGGCUCUGGUGGCCGCUCUGUGUGUGGCUCUGUGCGGCGCCGCCAGCAGACCGGGUCCCGCUGCAGCAGCUGUGCGGAACUCCAUCAAACACCCGGGCAGUGGAGCCUCCGCUCCCACACACACUCACACACACACCGUCAGCGCGAGACCCAGCGAUGGCGGGCGCGAGGAGGACACUGACGUCACACAGCCGCUAGGCUGCGCUGUGGACUCUGAGUGCCGCACGUCUGAGUUCUGUAACGCUGCGCGCAGUGUGUGCAUGCCGUGCCGCAAACGGAGGAAGCGCUGCGCGCGGAACGCCAUGUGCUGCAGCGGGAGCUUGUGUGUGAACGGUGUGUGUCAGGCAGCUGAAGUGAACUCCACUGUGUCAGUCAGCACUGCUGAUGUGCCGCAGCAGGUCAGUAAUAGUGAGUUCCAGACAGUCACUGUGACCGCAGCUCGAGUUCAGAAUAUCACUCUAUUGCCAGAGCCGCCCAGAAGAACCAACAUGCCCUCAAAAACACAGCAAAUAAUAAAAGGUGGUGAGGGGGAGGCAUGUUUGAGGUCAUCAGACUGUGCCGAGGGUUUGUGCUGCGCACGGCACUUCUGGUCUCGGAUCUGUAAGCCGGUACUGACCGAGGGUCAGGUGUGCACACGGCACCGCCGUAAAGGUACCCACAGCCUGGAGAUCUUCCAACGCUGUGACUGUGGUCAGGGCCUGGUGUGUCGAGCCCAAAGAGACAGAGCAGGAGCAGCAGAAGGCCAGCAGCAGCCUAUCCAGCAGCAGCAGCAGCAGCACAGCAACACUAACAGAGCAGCCAGAAACCUUCACACAUGCCAGCCACGCUGAGCCAGCACAACCUGCUGAGGACAACUCACUUUACACUGACACACACACUAACGCUUACACACACAUACAGUGCAUUACGCAUGUGCAUGCAUGGACUCACACACUGAAGGGAUAUUGGAAAUCCGACUCCCCGGAAGGAUGCUCCAUUAAAAGGAUUGAUCAUAUUUCCCGGACGGAUGCAGAAAAGGCACACCUUGUGGAAGUUCGAAUCGGAGACUUUGCCACUGAAGACAGAUUUUUUUUUCUUCUUCAGGGUCAUCAAAAAGGCAGAGUGUUGUUUCCCUUUAUAAGGGAACUGUAAACUCUUCUUGCAGUAAAUUACUGUAUUGUAAAUACUUAUUUGGAAGUGGCACUUAACUGAGCUUAUUGAUUCUGUAAAAGUAGUAUUGUAAGAUCAGGUGCUGCAUGACUCAAUGCUAAUACUGUAAAUGUGCAAAUGAUAUGAUUUAUAUUGUUAUUUACAACAUGACACAAAUACUCUAUUUUUAUU
Pygocentrus nattereri (red-bellied piranha) is the source of this 1541-nucleotide messenger RNA. RefSeq names its product dickkopf WNT signaling pathway inhibitor 1a (gene dkk1a). NCBI's taxonomy places the organism in Eukaryota, Metazoa, Chordata, Actinopteri, Characiformes, Serrasalmidae. Bases 203 to 1051 code for a protein of 282 amino acids. Gene Ontology annotation, cellular component: extracellular region. The record is from RefSeq and is a predicted model, not a curated record. Gene Ontology annotation, biological process: multicellular organism development; negative regulation of canonical Wnt signaling pathway. Gene Ontology annotation, molecular function: receptor antagonist activity; co-receptor binding. The transcript is spliced from 4 exons.